AUGGAUCCGCAACAACCUGAAGAAGAUACCAAUCUUUUCGAAGAGAUUCUACUCCGAUCUGUUUCGACAACUGUUUCCAGUGAACCAAGUACAACAUCUGAAUAUAUUUAUGAUCAUAAGGAUUAUAAAUUUAAAUCUGAUUCGGAUAUUCCAAGACUUUUACUACAAAGAAAAAUACAUUUUGGAUCGGAAAGAUAUUUUCCAAAUAUUUGUAAGAGAAUCAAUCCUUAUAGUGAUGUAAGAUUUAGUCCGCAUAAAAAAUUGAAAUCACAUUCUUCCUUGAUUUAUCAAAUGCAUUUGAGCCAUGUGAUUCAUGAUAAGAAGAAUGGACAUAGAGGUUGUGUUAAUUCUGUUAAUUGGGCACCAGCUGAGGAUGUAUUGAAGAGUAAUUGUUAUGGAGGUGUAGAUUUGAAUAAUUUGCUAAUUUCUGGAAGUGAUGAUUGUCAUAUUAAUAUUUGGGAUGCAAACAAAUCGAAAUGUCUUCAAAGAGUUCCAACACCUCAUACAGGAAAUAUAUUUUGUGUUAAGUGGUUUCCAAAUACUAACUUGUCGACAUUUAUUUCUAGUGCAGCUGAUGGAAAGAUUGGAAUUUAUAGAAAUGGAAAACAUACUCAAUCUAUUAAGGAACAUAAUGGAAUGGUACAUAGGGUUUGCAUUGAGAAUGGAUCUUCUGAUAUAUUUAUUUCAAUAUCACAAGAUGGUAGUUGUAAAUUAUUUGAUUUGAGACAACCUGUGCAUCAACAUACAACUUUAUUAACCUUAAAAGAAGGUUCCACUGGAACUAAAUCAGUUGAUAUCAAUAGUAUUGACAUGAAUCCAUUGGAUGUAAAUGAAUUCAUUUUGGGAUGUGAUGAUCAAUACGUGAGACUCUUUGAUAGAAGAAGAAUUUUGAAUAAUGAACCAAGGAAUACCUAUUGUCCUACUAAUUUAAUCACAAGAAAUCAAGAAGGAACACAAUAUCUAUUCCCAACUCAUGUGACAGGUGUUAGAUUCAACAAACAUGGUAACGAAAUAUUGGCUACCUAUAGUGGGGAUAAUAUUUAUUUAUUUGAUAAGAAUGGCCCAGACUCAAAGAUGAAAUACAAUGGGCAUUGUAAUAUUAGAACAGUUAAAGAAGUUAAUUUCUUUGGAGAGGAUUCUGAGUUUGUAAUAUCAGGAAGUGAUUGUGGAAAUGUUUUUGUUUGGGAUAAGAAAACAGGUUGUAUUGUAAAUAUUGUAAAGGGAGAUCAGCAUGUAGUUAAUUGCCUAUCUCCUCACCCUUAUUACCCAGGUGUAUUGGCUACAAGUGGUAUUGAGUAUAAUAUCAAAUUAUUUGAAAUGGGCAAAUUGGACUAUUUUGGAGAUAAAAAAGAAACUAAAAUUUCAAAUAAUAUUGCUUACAGAGUUAAUAAUCAAUCAAGCGAUGUUUCUGAGUUGGUAAAGGAAAAUGAAAGAAAAUUGAGAGAAGGUCAUCAAAGUUUAAUUCUUCCAGCUAGUAUGGUUUUGAAUAUUAUGCAACUAUUGAGUGAGACUGAAACUGAAGAGGCAACAAAUCAACCACGUGUAAACAGAAGACAAAGAAGACUCAGAGAAUUACUUCAAUUCCUCGGAGAUAUGUGGCAAAGUGAUGACGAUUCUGAUGAGGAAGACGAAAGUGACGAAGAGUAA
Messenger RNA from Naegleria gruberi, 1647 nucleotides. RefSeq lists its product as uncharacterized. Gene Ontology annotation, molecular function: protein binding. Lineage: Eukaryota; Heterolobosea; Eutetramitea; Acrasida; Naegleriidae. Bases 1 to 1647 code for a protein of 548 amino acids. Gene Ontology annotation, cellular component: Cul4-RING E3 ubiquitin ligase complex; cytoplasm. The record is from RefSeq and is a predicted model, not a curated record. The transcript has a single exon.